AUGAUAUCGUCGGACGACGACACUGAGACGGAGAAGGAAGCUAAAGAAGUUCAAUUAACCCGCCAACUUCGCGCAGACCUGGCCGCUGCGAAAGCGAAAAUCCAGCAAGUCAAAGAGCAAGCCAAGAAAGCGCAACGCGACCUCCUCGCCGAGCAAGAAAAGGCCAAAAGCCUCCAGACCGAAAAGGAUGAAUUGACAUCCCAACUAACCACGAUCAAAGCCGAGCAACAAAAUUUUGUCAAAGAAAUGCUCGCUGCAGAAGAAGAAAGACUAGACCUAAAAAACCAAGUCCAACAUCUCACCACGCAGAACACAAAUCUCACCACCCAACUCAAGCAUUUGGCUACGGAAAAAGAAGAAGUCACAUCCAAAAAUACCCUUCUAUGCACCGAAAACAUCAUCCUUCGCGACGAAACCCAGCGCCUCAAAUCCUCCUCUGCAAGUGCCGCCCCGCCACCGACGCCGCAGUCCACAUCUACUACAUCCACGCUCCUGCCUGGCUCCCCCGCGCCCUCCAGCAUCGCCUCUACAGAGGAAGACAUGAAGCUAGAUAACGUUCGAAAGGUGUAUACACAGUUGAAGAGGAAGCAGGAUAUUUUGAAGGAUAUAGUGAGGCAAUUAAUGUGGUGCACGAGAAACAUGGUGCUGGGUGAAUUUGGGGAGUUUGGGGUAACGGUGAGGAGGUUGCGGGAGUGGAUGGAGGAGGAUGAGCAACAGCGGGGGACGAAGAAGCAGAAGCAGAGGGCGGGGCCAGGCGGGUAA
Messenger RNA from Bipolaris maydis ATCC 48331, 762 nucleotides. RefSeq lists its product as uncharacterized. The record is from RefSeq and is a predicted model, not a curated record. NCBI's taxonomy places the organism in Eukaryota, Fungi, Ascomycota, Dothideomycetes, Pleosporales, Pleosporaceae.